AUGAAAAAAAAAAAAGAAAAAGAAAAAGAAAAACAAAAAUCUAUAAACUAUUACAUCUUUUUUUUUCAAUACACUUUAGUAUAUAACACUAUUCAAAUAAAUAAAAUAUACAAAUUAUUUUAUCAUGUCUUUAUUACAAAAAAAAAAAAUUACUUUUCAAAAUCAAAUUAUAAUUCACCACCUAAAUCUGUCUUCUCUUCGGGACGAGAAAAUGUUUAUUUACCAGAAGAAUAUAAAAAGAAAAUAGAAAAAGAAAACCAAGAGAAUCUAGAGAUUCUAGAGAAUAGUAUGAAAGAUGCUAGUCAUAGUAAGACAACUUCUUUACCAUUUUCUUCUUCUUCACCACAAUCAUCAUCAUCAUCUUCAUCAUCUUCAUCGUCUUCAAACUCUUCAUUAUCAUGUUCUUUAAUAUUUUCAUCUACCCUUUCAUUAAUAAAAAGUGAAUUAAUUAAAGAUGACACAAUCAAAUAUAGUGAAUCUGAUUCAAAAUCUGAUUCAGAAUUUGAUUCAGAAUCUAAUUCAGAUUUUGAUUCUGAAUCUGAAUCUGAAUAUGAAUAUGAAUAUGAAUAUGAAUCUAAGUCUAAUUCAGAACAGCCAAUUAUAAACAAUUAUUUAGAUCAUACUUAUAUUUACAAUUUUGCUAUUGUUGUAAAAGCUAUUCAUUAUCUUCAUCAUUUUAUAAAGGAAAUGUUGAAAUUUGUAUAA
Molecule: messenger RNA, 705 nt
Organism: Dictyostelium discoideum AX4
Lineage: Eukaryota; Evosea; Eumycetozoa; Dictyosteliales; Dictyosteliaceae
Exons: 6
Coding region: 1-705 (234 amino acids)
Cellular component (GO): membrane
Source: RefSeq, a predicted model, not a curated record